Molecule: messenger RNA, 858 nt
Organism: Hyaloscypha bicolor E
Lineage: Eukaryota; Fungi; Ascomycota; Leotiomycetes; Helotiales; Hyaloscyphaceae
Exons: 3
Coding region: 1-858 (285 amino acids)
Source: RefSeq, a predicted model, not a curated record
AUGGCAUCGAUCGAAUUUCCACCGGGAUGGGGCCUCGAGCGUCUUGAAAACACCGCCGUGGAAGAAUUUGCAGCUCUCCCACAAGAAGUCCAUCCGCCCCUCAACUCCGCCCCGCCCCGCCCUCCCACUGACCUCGAACUCAGGAACGCACGCUCCUCCGUGAGCGCGUCCUCCGCGACCCGUGGUCUGCCGCCUGCCUCGCCUAAAACGAUAACGCAGGAACUCACUCGCUACUCCGAGAGCCGAAAAGCAGACCACGCCGCUCAUGCCGCUCGUGUGCAGGCAAAAAGCGGCGGUCAAGACAACGCUCCCGAACCUGCUCCUCACUCCACAACGCUGUCCAUAGCCGCAAACAAUCCCUCGCCAUUAGUGCAAGCCGUUCAGCGUGCAGGCUUCCCAGAAUGGGGUUAUGUGAUCUUCAGAACGGACUAUUCGGACGAGGCACGGUGGGACAGGUUCCAAGAAAUAGUGUUUGACGAGAUGUGCGAUGUGCAGAUGAGUAAGGAAAGUGAGGCCGGCGUGCAGGCAGUGAAGGACAAAUUGUCCUUCAAGUCGGUGGAGGAUCCGGCGCUGGUAGGGGCAAGCGUGGCGGAUGUGAAGAGGUGCUACCAUGCAAUAAGAUCGGCAGGCCAGAUCCCGCCAGGCUUGGAUAUGAACAUGUGUAUGAUAGUCGACAGGCACGUCAUUGCAUCCGUACUUAACAAGAAGGGUGGCGAAAUACCGUACCUGAUUGGGGUGGACGUUACGAAUUCAAAGGAAGACGAGGGCUACGAGGGUCAUUUCAAGGUGGCAAUAGAUUCGUUCUUGUGCGAACUCUACCCACUCUUGAGCGCGGAGAUGCUACCUAGAGAGUUAUGA